Messenger RNA from Penaeus monodon (black tiger shrimp), 834 nucleotides. Its product is annotated as ran-binding proteins 9/10 homolog. The transcript has 2 exons. NCBI's taxonomy places the organism in Eukaryota, Metazoa, Arthropoda, Malacostraca, Decapoda, Penaeidae. The record is from RefSeq and is a predicted model, not a curated record. The coding region runs from base 1 to 834 and encodes 277 amino acids.
AUGACGCAAUUGCAGCAAGAUCGAGCCGUCUUCAUAUCGAUUCUGAAGGAGAUCUCUCAGCCAAUCAGAGGCGAGAACGAUUUCAUCCCGGCCCUCCUAUUGAGGCGAACAGACGUUUAUCUCCCUCAACAGGACGAACAGAAACAGGAGGCCCCAACAGACAUUUAUCUCCCUCAACAGGACGAACAGAAACAGGAGGCCCCAACAGACAUUUAUCUCCCACAACAGGACAAACAGAAACAGGAGGACCUCCCCAACAGACACUUAUCUCCCUCAACAGGACGAACAGAAACAGGAGGCCCCAACAGACAUCUAUCUCCCACAACAGGACGAACAGAAACAGGAGGACCCCCCAACAGACAUUUAUCUCCCUCAACAGGACGAACAGAAACAGGAGGCCCCAACAGACAUUUAUCUCCCUCAACAGGACGAACAGAAACAGGAGGACCCCCCAACAGACAUUUAUCUCCCCAACAGGACGAACAGAAACAGGAGGCCCCAACAGACAUUUAUCUCCCUCAACAGGACGAACAGAAACAGGAGGCCCCAACAGACAUUUAUCUCCCUCAACAGGACGAACAGAAACAGGAGGACCCCCCAACAGACAUUUAUCUCCCUCAACAGGACGAACAGAAACAGGAGGCCCCAACAGACAUUUAUCUCCCUCAACAGGACGAACAGAAACAGGAGGACCACCCCAACAUUUAUCUCCCUCAACAGGACGAACAGAAACACAGGCGUAGGAGUAACACAGAACUGAAUUAUCUCUCCCUUUCUGGUUCUGCGCGAAAGACAAAAGAGCAUCGGCUGGACAUGUCACCUUCGCGCGUCUAG